Messenger RNA from Aureobasidium pullulans EXF-150, 2500 nucleotides. RefSeq names its product acid protease. Gene Ontology annotation, biological process: proteolysis. Gene Ontology annotation, molecular function: aspartic-type endopeptidase activity. The transcript is spliced from 3 exons. The coding region runs from base 483 to 2294 and encodes 603 amino acids. Lineage: Eukaryota; Fungi; Ascomycota; Dothideomycetes; Dothideales; Saccotheciaceae. The record is from RefSeq and is a predicted model, not a curated record.
GCCCUGGAAAUCGAGUCAAUGAUGUCUGUGACAGGUGCGAUGUGUGCGCGAUCUUCUCUCCAUGCGACAAGCGACAGACUCGUCAAGUCCUCUUCCCACGCCGACCGAGCAAUACCGACAGCAUUCGGCUCCAAAGGCAUCCGUUUCUAGGGCCAGAGCGCCAAAGAAUCCGGGGCCGCCGUUCUUCAAGAUCAGAGUUUCGUCGUCUUUUCGCCCAGCGACGUAGAAGCUCAGAGUCAAGUCGUGUGGCUCGCUCGCUCGCUCGUAUUAGGGGCGACAGAGGGCAGCUCUUCUUUCCUUCUUCUUGUUUCACAUCUUCCAUUACACCCUUGUUCAUGAACCCAUCUCUCGUUAUCUCAUAAGCAAAUUUUAAUAUUCUUUCCUCGUGGUUCUUCUCUCUUUUGUCGACAGUGGUAAUACAUCUCAUAAUCACGCAACACACAUAAUCCGCAUCCAAUCGUCCGUCACGCGCACCGCCGGUCAUGCGCUUCCAAACCGCCGCGCUGAGCGCUCUUUUUCUCGAGUCCGCCGCCUCAUACGACUUCUCUAGCGUGGCAAGAAGCAUACUCCCGGCACAACGAUUGGAAAAGAGAGCAAACACAACGGAAAUCCCCCUCCCCAUCAAUGUGGAGGCAUCGCAAUACUGGGAUGGAGCUGAUGGACCAUGGUCAUCGUUCCCACUUCAGGUUGGCACGCCGGCGCAAAACAUCCGAGCCUUUAUCUCAACAAAUGGAUACACAACUUGGACCGUUAGGCCACUGGGAUGCCCAGCAGGAACAAUAACUGGAUGCGAAGAGUCCCGCGGCGAACUGUUCUUGACCAACCAAUCCCUCACAUGGGUUCCCAAUUCCAUCUUUCAGCUAGGACUGCCAAACGAGAUGGCUUUAGGAUUGGAUGAUGAGGCAAACUAUGGUUUCGACACCGUCACAUUGGGAUGGCAGGGCUCAGGACUACCUACGGUACAGCACAGCACCAUUGCAAACAUGGCUACGUUUGACUUUUGGCUUGGAACUUUUGGAAUCAACCCUCAACCUGCCAAUUUCACAACUUAUACGGAUCCCCAGCCUAGUUUCAUGACCCAACUGAAGAACAACAACACUAUCCCAAGUUUGAGUUGGGGAUACACCGCUGGAAACCAAUACCGUUUCUCGGGAGUGUAUGGUAGUCUCGUCCUGGGAGGUUACGAUCAAUCCAAGUUCGAGCCCACUAACUUGACAAUUCCAUUUGGUUCCGACGUGUCUCGAGAUCUUCUGGUUGGAGUGCAGUCCAUCACUACUGGUAGUGCUGGACUGUCGAAUACGUCUGACGCAUUCUAUGCCUUGAUCGAUUCAACUGUUGCAGAACUCUGGUUGCCGGAAUCUGUCUGUACGGCAUUCGAGAAUGCAUUCGGCCUUGUUUAUGACGAGUACUAUUCACGUUAUAUUGUUAACGACACUAUGCAUCAGAGUCUUCUGGCGCUGAACAAGUCGAUCACACUUACCCUUGGACAGUCCAACUCUGGCGGCCAAACUGUCGACAUCACUUUGCCUUAUGCUGCGAUGGAUUUGGAGAUCUCUUAUCCUUAUGUCGCCAACUCGACUCGCUAUUUCCCUCUCAGACGUGCGGCGAACGACACUCAAUACACUUUGGGUCGUGCCUUCCUGCAAGAAGCAUAUGUUGCAGCUGAUUACGAACGCCGCAACUUCACAGUUGCUCCUUGUGUUUGGGAGCAGAACUCCGCAUCAGACAUUCGCACCAUCCUGUCUACGGACUUCAAAAACCCCAACAGUGGCAGCGGUGGUAUCAGUGGUGGCGCCAUCGCCGGUAUUGUGAUUGGUGUUCUUGCCAUCAUCGCAAUCCUUGCCGGAGCUCUCUGGUUCAUGCGUCGCAAGAAGCAACAGAAGAAGCAUGCAGCUGUCGAACUCGAAGCCAAGUCGUUGGCAGCAGCACAAACACCCUCUGGUCCUUCAUCACCGGUCAAGGAAGAUCCUCACGCUGGCAUCAGCACACCCACUGGUGGCGAGUUAGACAGCUCAAGACAAAUCCACGAAAUUGCUGGAGCAAGCAAGCCUAACGCAGCCGAGAUGGAUGCGCCAUGGCGUGGAGAGCUGGACGCUGCUGGAGGGCACCACGAAUUCUACGGCAAGCUUCCGCAAAACACUUUCGAGAUGGAGGGAAAUAACGAACCAAUCUUCGAGAUGGACGCAACAGCGACACAAUUGCAUGAACUGGAGCCCGACACAAGGCGCCAGAGCUGGGAUUCUGGUGACGAUAGAGGUGACGAGAAGAGGUAUCUGCAGAUGCAAGGAUACUAGAUGUUGCUUUUCUUGUUUUUUUUUGUUCAUGAUUUCAGGGAAGAUCUCGGUUGUCAAUAUGGUGUUUAUAUGGGAGGGCUGGUUUUUGUUUAGUGAUAUCACGGUGGAGAUUUAUGGGAAGGAAGGACGGGUGGGAUAUGGUGCAAUUCCUGUGAAUAGUAUACCGAAGAAUACAUGCUCACGACAAUAUUUCUUUCAUUCAAAUG